CACAAGUAGAGUCGCUCCACAUUUACACGUGUAACACAUGUCCUCUUAACACACAAAAAAAAAAAAAACAAGAAACUCCAAAAAGCUCUUCGAAUCCUCCGCUUCGCAAAAGACCUUCUUGAGAACCUACCGAUCUCUAAUCUCUGAUGAGAAUGACACUCAUCGUAUAAAUCCAAACCGGCUUUGUGUAGAAAUCUUGAAAAAGACAAGAAAAGAUGUUAGGAAGAUCUGCAUUUUCAAGAACCGGAGGUUUCCGACCAGAGAAUCUAGGACAAAACGCAGUGAACUUAAUCGGAAGCAUAGGUCUGUCUUUACUCGUAAUCGGAGUCGUGGUUUUCACCAUUAUCGCUGCUACAUACGAACCAGAAGAUCCACUUUUUCACCCAUCUGACAAAAUCACAACUUUCCUCACAUCAAAUUCAGACGCUACUCUCAAAUCCGACGACAGUGUUGUUAAAACAGGGGAAGAUUUCAUGGCGGCUAACCAAACAGCGUUCUCUGGUUUCAUCAAGAUAGCUGAUGUUGAAACAUCUGAGAAUGAUUCAGAUACUAAUCAGCUAGAUUGUGAUACAAAGAUCCCAAUUGAUUGUAAAGAUCCUGAAGUUUUCCACUUGAUGAUGAAAGCAGCUAUAGAGAAGUUCAAAGACAUUCACUUUUAUAAGUUUGGUAAACCUGCAGCAGUGGAAGGUGUUAGUUCUUGUGAUAUGGCUUGGCGUUAUAGGCCUAAGGAUGGUAAAACGGCUGCGUUUUAUAAGGAUUAUCGUAGGUUUGUGAUUGAAAAGUCUGAGAAUUGUAGUGUUAGUGUGAUGGGGAUUGGUGAGUAUCAUUCAGGUGUGAAUGCUAGGAAGAGGAAGAGGAUUUUGAAACCCGGGUUUGAGAAAACGAGUGGUAAGGUUGAUGAUUUCUCAUUGCCUGUGGUUGGUGAAGUAGUGAAUGAUUCACUUCCUGUGGUUGAGUCUGAGAAUGCUUUUAAAGAAGGUCAUUACUUGGUUUAUGUUGGUGGAGGAGAUAGGUGUAAGAGUAUGAACCAUUUCUUGUGGAGUUUCUUGUGUGCUUUAGGGGAAGCAGAGUAUUUGAACAGGACAUUAGUUAUGGAUUUGACUCUUUGUCUGUCUUCAGGUUAUACUUUGUCUGGUCAGAACGAGGAAGGUAAGGACUUCAGGUUUUACUUUGAUUUUGAGCAUUUGAAAGAAGCUGCUUCUGUGUUAGACCAAGUGCAGUUUUGGACUGAUUGGGGUAAAUGGUAUAAGAAGAAUGGAUUGAAACUUCAUUUUGUUGAAGACUUUAGAGUCACACCGAUGAAGCUUGUUGAUGUAAAGGACACAUUGGUAAUGAGGAAGUUUGGGAGUGUAGAACCAGAUAACUAUUGGUAUAGAGUUUGUGAAGGGGAAACAGAAUCUGUUGUGCAAAGGCCAUGGCAUUUAUUGUGGAAAUCUAAAAGACUAAUGGAGAUUGUUUCUGCAAUUGCUUCAAGACUAAACUGGGACUAUGAUGCUAUUCAUAUUGAGAGAGGGGAGAAGGUGAGAAACAAAGGAGUUUGGCCUAAUCUUGAAAAGGAUACUUCACCAAGCUCUAUCUUAUCUACCCUUCAGGGAAAAAUCGAACAAGGAAGGAAUCUUUAUAUUGCAACAAAUGAACCAGAUGUAUCUUUCUUUAACCCCUUGAAAGAUAAGUAUAAACCUCAUUUUCUUGAUGAGUUUAAGGAUCUUUGGGACGAGAGUAGCGAAUGGUAUUCAGAGACGACAAAGCUUAAUGGAGGAAACCCAGUCGAGUUUGACGGUUACAUGAGAGCUUCUGUUGAUACAGAAGUGUUCUUGAGAGGGAAGAAACAGAUUGAAACAUUCAAUGAUCUUACUAAUGACUGUAGAGAUGGAAUCGGCACUUGCAAUGUAGCAGCAAGCUGAUCUCUCUCUGACAGUGAUGUAUUUGUCGGCUGGAACUCGCGCAGUUGGUUGUUUGGGCCUCUCCUGUUUUGUUCCUCUCCAGCUAGAGGUGGUCACAUGUUUUAGGAUCAAACAGAGCUUUUCUUUUAUGUAAAUAGAUAUAUAAGUGUACCUGAAAUGUGGUGUAGCUACAGCAGCAAAAGUCUUCAUUACAUUUAUGGUAAUGUUUGCUUACCGGUUAAUAUAGUAAUGCAGUUUU
Capsella rubella is the source of this 2142-nucleotide messenger RNA. RefSeq lists its product as uncharacterized. Gene Ontology annotation, cellular component: Golgi apparatus. Lineage: Eukaryota; Viridiplantae; Streptophyta; Magnoliopsida; Brassicales; Brassicaceae. The record is from RefSeq and is a predicted model, not a curated record. The coding region runs from base 216 to 1904 and encodes 562 amino acids. The transcript has 2 exons.